Girardinichthys multiradiatus is the source of this 2688-nucleotide messenger RNA. RefSeq names its product flotillin 1b (gene flot1b). Gene Ontology annotation, cellular component: plasma membrane. Gene Ontology annotation, biological process: protein kinase C signaling; regulation of receptor internalization; positive regulation of endocytosis. Bases 124 to 1407 code for a protein of 427 amino acids. Lineage: Eukaryota; Metazoa; Chordata; Actinopteri; Cyprinodontiformes; Goodeidae. The transcript has 13 exons. The record is from RefSeq and is a predicted model, not a curated record.
GGCGAUCGGAUACUUCCUUUUUCACGCCGACAUUCUUCUCUAAUUCCAACUGACGUUCAUCGAGGUGCAAUCUGUCCGCUGCAGCAAGAAACUGAUUUAUUUACAUUCUGAAAAGGAAUCAAGAUGUUUUACACGUGUGGACCCAACGAAGCCAUGGUGGUGUCUGGCUGUGGCCGUUCUCCACCUCUGAUGAUUGCUGGAGGAAGAGUGUUUGUUAUCCCGUGUAUUCAGCAGAUCCAGAGAAUCACGCUCAACACCCUGACUCUGAAUGUGAAGAGUGAUAAAGUCUACACCCGCCAUGGUGUCCCCAUCUCGGUCACUGGCAUUGCACAGGUGAAGAUUCAGGGUCAGAACAAGGAGAUGUUGGCCACCGCCUGUCAGAUGUUCAUGGGAAAGUCUGAGGCUGAGGUCUCUCAGAUCGCUCUCGAGACACUAGAGGGCCAUCAGAGAGCCAUCAUUGCUCAUUUGACUGUCGAGGAGAUAUACCAGGACCGUAAGAAGUUCUCUGAGCAGGUCUUCAAAGUGGCCUCCUCUGACCUGGUCAACAUGGGGAUCGGUGUUGUCAGCUACACCCUCAAAGAUGUCCACGAUGAUCAGGAUUACCUUCACUCGCUGGGAAAAGCCCGUACAGCCCAGGUCCAGAAAGAUGCGAGGAUCGGAGAGGCUCAGUAUAAACGCGAUGCGGUUAUCAGGGAGGCCCAUGCGAUGCAAGAGAAGGUGUCUGCUCAGUAUAAGAACGAGAUUGAAAUGGCAAAAGCUCAGAGAGACUACGAGCUGAAGAAAGCAGCCUACGACAUCGAGGUCAACUCCAAGAAGGCCGAGUCGGAGAUGGCCUACCAGCUCCAGGUGGCCAAGACCAAGCAGCGCAUUGAGGAGGAGAAGAUGCAGGUUCAGGUGGUGGAGCGUACUCAGCAGAUCUCCCUGCAGGACCAGGAGAUCAUCCGCAAAGAGAAGGAGCUGGAGUCUAAAGUGAAGAAGCCUGCAGAAGCUGAGAAAUACCGAAUAGAGAAGUUGGCCGAGGCACAGCGCCUGCAGCUCAUCAUGGAGGCUGAGGCCGAGGCAGAGUCCAUUAAAAUGAAGGGUGACGCCGAGGCUUUCGCUCUGGAGGCUAAAGGUCGCGCUGAGGCAGAGCAGAUGGCCAAAAAGGCCAACGCCUUUAAGCAGUACAAAGAUGGAGCCAUGGUGGAUAUGCUGCUGGAGAAACUUCCGCUGAUGGCUGAGGAGAUCAGCAAGCCGAUGUCCAAAGCACAGAAGAUCACCAUGGUGUCCAGCGGUGGCUCAGAGGUGGGAGCAGCUAAACUCGCUGGAGAGGUGCUGGAAAUCAUGACCCGGCUGCCAGAAGCUGUGGAAAAACUCACAGGAGUCGAAAUCUCACAGGUAACUGGAAAGGCGUCCCGUGUGCGUUAAGAAGAGUGAUCAUCAAAGAGGUCCACGCCUCCUCCUCGAGUCUAAGUCGAAUCAGUACCAUCAUUUUCUGCCUCAGUGUGUUCAUGCACGUGUUUCCUCCUUUAUUUGGUUUCUGUUUGUUUCCCCGAUCUCUGCUGAUAUCCACCACAGAAACUUACCCGUGAGAAUUGUUUUUAUUUCUUUUGGGGCAGUCAGGUGUAACCACAGAGCCCAUGAAGUCAGAACUGCUGUCUUUAUAUAACUGAUUUUCAAUGUGCAACAUUUUGUCUUGUGAUUGUCCUCAUAAACUGUCAGUUUUCUGGUAAUAGUUCAGAGGUUACUGUGCCUUUUUAGUUUGUUACAGAAUGCAAAGUGCUUUAGCGAGUCCAGGGAGCCAGAAUUACACCUGCAGCUACAAUCCAAGGGCUGUCCAUCACUCGAAGACCUGCUGUCUCAUUAAAAGCUCCAGUGUGAAGGUUUGGUGUCGGAUCUGAUAGCUUAAAUGCAGCAAAACCUCUCCAAUUUUACGUUUGUGUAGUAUACUUUUUUUGUAAUACAUAAUAGUUGCUAUAUUUUCCAAAACAUUUGUGGAAGUCCUCUUUCUUUACCACAUUUGGUUCUGACUGUUCAUAAUGCAGAGCUAUUAUCUUAAGCAUUUGCAUGUCAGUCAUCUUAAUUACUAAACACAGCCAACAGUGUUGUUCCUUUGGUUCAAUUUACUGUCACCAAGUAUCAGUUUGUAGUGCAGGUGGAGGGAUUUCUCUCAGAAUGUCAUUGGAGGAAGUGCUCGAUGGAAACAGGUUCUGAGGUUUUAGUGUUUGAUGCAUUGAACGUUCAUGGUGGUCGGAGAAGAGCAAUAUUGUCUCUUUGCAGCAGCGUCCUUUUUGAUGUGGUUCUUAAGUUUUUCUUGCUGUAGAGACAGAAUCAUCACUAACUAACAUCACUAGUCACACACCAACUUCUGUUUUUUUUUACUGCGCUUUCAAGACUAACUGCCCAAAGUUUUGCAUCAGCAUGCCUUAUGUACUUAUUCAUGUUACCUCCAAGUGCCUGGUUAAGCCAUGUACCUCUUUAGUUAAGCAUUUUCUCUUUCUACCUGAUCAUAGGGCAUUAGCCAUCACUAUGUAAGGCUGUAUAUGUGAGCCUUGUAAAUAUUCCUCUGAGGAAGGCUUCGAAAACAUUUGUUGCAUGGCCACUUUUAACUGACAUGAAAGUAAAUCAUAUUUAGUGUGAAACUGCUUAUAUUAAAUAUUCAACAUUAUCUGUAACAAACAUUUAAUAAAGUGUUUUAAUUCACCAAAA